Messenger RNA from Nelumbo nucifera (sacred lotus), 1496 nucleotides. RefSeq lists its product as uncharacterized. Lineage: Eukaryota; Viridiplantae; Streptophyta; Magnoliopsida; Proteales; Nelumbonaceae. The record is from RefSeq and is a predicted model, not a curated record.
GAAUUCCCAUUUCGUUAGUUUUGCAAACCCCAGCGACCCAGUCAGAUUUCAGAAAGGUGAGUACUGAGUAGGAAGCUUACAGCACACCUGCAUCGUUACCUUCAGCGCAAGGUGACUCUCUCCGGUGAGAUAUCUCUCGUUUCCGGCAAGGAAAUAUUGGGCUCAGCAUGUAAUGCCUGUGAAGAAAGUAAAAUGAAACCAGGAGCACAUGGGAUUUCUAGAGCUCAGAAGUCAAAAAAAUUUCAAGGAGAAGGGCCAAAUUGGGUUCUUGUUGCAGGAGGUGCAUUGUUGAGUACUUUAUCAAUUCAGCUUGGAUACAAACUCAAGCAAGCUCUUGAUACAAAGAGACUGAAUAAUGCUAGUAACAGAUUGAAAGGAAAUGCAGACUCUGUUGACAAGAGGACACUGGGGGUUUGCACAUCAAACUCAAAUCUAUAUUCUUUUCCACAAGAUGAAGAUAGCUUUCACAAAUGUUGUUCAGGGUUUUCUAGUGGCAUGAUGGAGAUUAAGCAUCAAUCCACCGCCUCUACCUUGAAAGAACCUAAUCUGACACUGCCUUUGGUAACAAUUCCAUAUCUGGAAUCUAACAAAGAAAAUGGUGUGAUGUGGGCAUCUUCUUCUCCCAAUUGCCUUGAGAUGCCUCCAAAGCCAUUCCAUCACUCAAAUAGUUCAGAAUCUCCCUGUGUGUCAGAAUCUGGUUCUGACAUCAUCACCAAGCAGGAAGUGAUAAACAAACUAAAGCAACAGUUGAAAAGAAGAGACGAGUUGAUCCUAGAAAUGCAAGACCAGAUUACAGCAUUGCAAAAUGUGCUCAAUGGUCAGCUGACUCAUUCUGCCCAUUUGCAGUCACAUCUUGAAGCUGCAAAUAGUGAACUCUUUGAAUCAGAGAGAGAGAUCCAGAGGCUGAGGAAGGCCAUAGCAGAUCACUGUGUAGGAGAGAUGGGUACUUGCGAGAAGCCCAUGGCAGUUGGGAACUGCGCUGAAGAACAGGAUGGGCAUACAAAUGGCUUUAUUGGAGGUGAGAAUUAUCUGGCGGUGAUGGACAAAAGGAAAGGAGGUGGUGAUAGGAUUGAGAUACUGAAGAAAGAAGUGGCAGAGCUAAAGGAAGUAAUUGAAGGGAAGGAAUACUUGCUUCAGAGCUACAAGGAGCAGAAAACAGAGCUCUCCUCAAAGGUUCAAGAACUGCAGGAGAAAUUGGCUUCUCGGGUACCAAGUAUUUUGUAGAUGCUGCCUCAAUAUUGUGUAUUCUUGUGGUUUUUUGUCACAUCGGGAGUGAACAUUCUUUCUCCUUUCUUCAAUAGGGUUCACAUGUUUCUGCUGACUUUGCUUUAGUUUUAGUAGUUCCUAUCUUUGGCUAAAGGCGUUAUUGCUUCCUCUAACGCUACUAACAGCUUGUAUUUGGCUUCUUGUAUGUCUCAAGGUCAAGGCUAUGCGGCAUGGAUUGCCAAAGGACAUUUUGGUUGUGAUAUAAUAUAAGGCUGUAUAUAUUUCCUGCU